Messenger RNA from Schizophyllum commune H4-8, 2187 nucleotides. RefSeq lists its product as uncharacterized. The transcript has 6 exons. NCBI's taxonomy places the organism in Eukaryota, Fungi, Basidiomycota, Agaricomycetes, Agaricales, Schizophyllaceae. Bases 221 to 2035 code for a protein of 604 amino acids. The record is from RefSeq and is a predicted model, not a curated record. Gene Ontology annotation, cellular component: Golgi apparatus.
GUCCUGUCCCCCUCCCCAUCGCAUCCCCUCGCCGAAGAGGUUACCCCGCCGGCCGAAUCUGCUGUAGAUGCCCUGCCAGAAUCAUCCGAACCCAUCUCACCACCAAAGGCUGCCGAAGAUACCCCUUCGGAAGAGCAACCGGCGGAAAGCCCUCCGCAAGAGGAAGAAGCACCUGCUGAGCAUCCGUUACCAGAACCGCCAGCAGACCCUCUAACUGUCGAUGAGGCCGACGAGAGUUCUGAGCCGGAGGAUACUACGAAGCCAACGAACGUGGAUGCACUGCAAGAGCGUCUCAAGAAGGUCGAACAGAGGUUCUCUGACGUAUCCGCCUCCUUCAAGCGCUUGCAAGCUGAGAAGGCUGCCGCCGAUGCGGUCCUGCGCGACAUCACGCCUCUCGAGUCCAUCAGUGAUGCAGAGGCUUUCCGCGCCCACCUCAAGAACCUGUCUUUCAAGGCAGAAGUCGCUCAGGACGAGAUUAAGCGCCUCAGCACAAAGCUGCAAAGAGGAGCGAAUAGAGGAGCUUCGUGACACUCACCGCCUCGAGUCCUCGUCACAAUCUGAGCAAAUUGACCGGCUCAAGCGCCAGUUAGAAGAGGCCGAAGCCCUUGUCAAAGCCUCCCAGUCCUCCAUCUCACAGGGCGAAUCCACCGUCGCCGCGCACAAGGCCGAGAUCGACAAGCUCAAAGCUGACGUCGCAAAGGCGAACGGUCUGGUGAAGGAAGAGGAGGAGAAACGCGUCAAGGCCAUUUCUCUACUGAAAUCCGUGCGCCAGAAGCUCGUCAAGGCGGAAAAGGACCGCGAGGAGGCCGCCGCGCAGACGCAGAAAGAGGCCGCCGAGCGAUCGCGGUUGCAAAAGGAGCUCGAGGCCGCCAACACCGAGCGCGAGAAGGCCGUCGCGGGCCUCAAGGCACAAUUCGACAAGGAGACCGCCGCCCUGCGCGAGCGCUUCGAGCGCGACACCGCCGCCCUCCGCUCCCAAUUCGAGCUCGACGCGAUCAACGCCCAGGCCGGUCACAACGCCGAGCUCGCAGCCAAGAACGGGCAGAUCGCCGCGCUCGAGGGGUCGGUGCAGGCGCUGAGCCGGGACAAGAACGCGUUCUUCGAGCAGGCUGAGCUAAGGCAGGCGGAGCUGGAGUCGUCGCAGACCGCGCUCGAGGCGCUGCGGUCGCAGAACACGGAGCUCGAGUACCAGAUCCGCGAGCUGCAGGACAGGCUGGCGCUCGCGGCGGAGGAGGUUGCGUCGUCGCCGGGGCCGACGAUUCCGACGAUCGCUGUCGCGCCGUUGGCGUCGCUGCCGCCGGCGUCGGAUCUGUCGGUGAGGCUGGAGGCGAAGGUGACGGAUCUGACGAGGGCGGUGGAGAUGCUGGAAAGGGAACGGAGUGAGAGCGAGGCGCAGUGGAGUAGGAAGUUGCGCGAGAAGACAGCGGAGGUUGAGUCGCUUCGGGGCACGCUGGGCGGCGCGGCGGAGGUCAAGGCGCGCGGGGAGGCGGAGGCGGCGGAGCUGCGUGCUGUCGUGGAGAAGUUGAAGGAGGAGGGCAAGGCGCUGAGGGCGCAGGUCAAGGACUUGCAGGAGGUGAUUGCAAAGAGGGAUGAGCUGGAGGGUGCGUCCAGGGCGCAGGAAGAGGAGGUAGCGGCGAGGAUAUCGUUCUUGGAGCGGACAGUGGAGGAGGGCAAGGCGAGAGAGGCGCAGCUGAGGGCGAACAACAAGACCUUACGAGAAGAACUUCGCAAGGUGCAGUCCUCUGCCGCACUACUCGAGAAGCAGCGGAAUCCCGGCGUCGGGUACUGGCAACGGUCAUCCGAGAACGGCUCGCGCACAUCCAUGUCCUCCGAGAACGGCUCCCGACCAGCAUCGCCAGCGCCGACAGCGAAGCAAUCCUCGUCAUCGGAUGAAGAGGUCAAUUUGGAGUACUUGCGGAAUGUGAUCUUGCAGUUCCUCGAGCACAAGGAGAUGCGGCCUCAUCUCGUAAAGGUGCUCUCCAUCAUUUUGCACUUCACGCCGCAGGAAACGAGGCGGCUCAUGGCCAAGGUCUAGCGGCUUUCCUUCUCUCUUCUGUUCUUGGGAUCUUCGUGUAUACUAGCCCUCUAAUUAUUGACGCACCGCACUCUACCUGGAUGAUAAUAGAACUCCUUUCAACCUCCGGCAAGACGACUCUUCGGUUCGGGCAGCAUGCAACCGCUGCAAUA